Messenger RNA from Pogona vitticeps (central bearded dragon), 1903 nucleotides. RefSeq names its product cathepsin Z. NCBI's taxonomy places the organism in Eukaryota, Metazoa, Chordata, Lepidosauria, Squamata, Agamidae. Gene Ontology annotation, molecular function: cysteine-type peptidase activity. Gene Ontology annotation, biological process: proteolysis. The record is from RefSeq and is a predicted model, not a curated record.
CUCCUGGCCUUCCUCCUCCUCCUCCUCCUCCUCCUUGCCCGGGGCGCAGCCUUUAUAGUCGCCCAGCAGAGCCUGCUUUCGGCCGCGCUCCUUUCCGGGACAACUUCCCCCUCCUCCAGAAGGAUCGCGUUGCCAGCGCGAUCAUGGCCGGGCGGGCUCCCUUCCUCCUCCUCCUCCUCCUGCCGCUCCUCCUGGGGAGCUCCCUCGGCGCCGGCCUCCACUUCCAGGAAGGGCAGAGCUGCUACAAGCCGCUGCCGCGGAAACACGCCGGGCUUCGAACCUACCCUCGUCCUCAUGAAUAUCUGGAUGUAUCUGCCUUGCCCAAGAGCUGGGACUGGAGAAAUAUAGAUGGGGUCAAUUAUGCAAGUACCACACGCAACCAACACAUCCCUCAAUACUGUGGGUCCUGCUGGGCCCAUGGCAGCACCAGCGCCCUAGCAGAUCGCAUCAAUAUUAAGAAGAAAGGUGCCUGGCCCUCGGCUUAUCUCUCGGUUCAGAAUGUUAUUGACUGUGCUGAUGCUGGAUCCUGUGAAGGAGGAGAUGACUUUGGUGUGUGGCAGUAUGCGCACGAGCAUGGCAUUCCAGAUGAGACCUGCAACAACUACCAGGCUAAAGACCAAGCCUGUCAGAAGUUUAACCAGUGUGGAACAUGUGUUACUUUUGGAAAAUGCCACACGAUAAAGAAUUACACCCUCUGGAAAGUUGCAGAUUUUGGAAACGUCAGUGGGCGAGAAAAAAUGAUGGCAGAAAUCUAUGAAAAUGGACCAAUCAGUUGCGGGAUCAUGGCCACUCCAAAGCUGGAUGAAUACACCGGAGGACUUUAUGCAGAAUACAACCCUUCUCCAGCCGUGAACCACAUAGUCUCCGUCGCUGGCUGGGGAGUAGAAGACGGGAACGAGUACUGGAUCGUUCGGAACUCCUGGGGUGAACCAUGGGGUGAGCGAGGUUGGCUUAGGAUUGUGACCAGCACUUACAAAGGGGGAAAAGGAAAGGACUACAAUCUUGCUAUUGAAGAUCAGUGUACUUAUGGGGACCCCAUUGUUUCUUGAGUCUGCACUGGCUUCUGUUUGGGGGAAAAAAGACUAUUCCAGCUACUUAACUUCCUAUUUUCAAGGGGAUGCAUUGAUUUUAUGCUGCAUCUGUUAAUCAGGGACUUAUGGAACAAUAAUUCAACUGAUCCUUCGGUCUUUCCUAUGGAGUACUGUAUAUACAUAUCCAAAUGAAUUGCAUCUAUUGGUUGCAGGACAAGAGAACACACAUUUUAAAAAAGAUUUUCUUAUGGAACUCAGUUAAUGAUGAUAAAUUAUUUUGUAGUUUACAAGAGCGGAGAGGGCUUUUUAAAUUUUUGAUAAAGUUUGUACUUCUUAGGAGCAGAGCUCCAGAAUGACUUGAAAUUGAACUUUUAAGUCUGAAAUUGUACUAAAUACAUUGCUCUGUGUGCUGAGUGAAGAUGACAGGCUGAACCUUGGUUGUGUAACUCUGAGAAAACUUUACCAGCAUGGUGAUGUUAUUGCUGCCUUUUUUCUGGAUGGAAAUUUGCUCUUGACAUUUUUACACUGAAUAAAUUUUGUGAAAAUUAAAAUGAUGAUGAGACUAGAUGAAUCUUACAGCAUUGUGGAGACGUGCUAUUCAUGUUUUUGCGGGCUGGCAGAAAUUCACAAAAGUUAAAUUGAGACUCCUGCCCUUCACUCUUUUUAGCUCUCCGUGAACCUGGUCUCGACCAGUGAUGAGACUCACUGGUGAGAAAUAAUAGUAGUAUAAAUCAGAAACAGUUUUUUCCCCCUGAGUCACUAAGAAUUCACUCUUAAUCCCCAUUAGCUUUGGACAUGCAGUCUUUUUCCUAUGACCCAUGUCUGCUUUACAGCUGACUUGGUAUAAAUAAUAAAUUUACUUACAUACUGUG